Molecule: messenger RNA, 1597 nt
Organism: Cuculus canorus (common cuckoo)
Lineage: Eukaryota; Metazoa; Chordata; Aves; Cuculiformes; Cuculidae
Gene: MRNIP
Product: MRN complex interacting protein
Exons: 7
Coding region: 55-1185 (376 amino acids)
Biological process (GO): mitotic G2 DNA damage checkpoint signaling
Cellular component (GO): nucleus
Molecular function (GO): chromatin binding
Source: RefSeq, a predicted model, not a curated record
AAGCGGCCGUGUCGUUUCGAAUAAGGAUCACGUGGCCGGAAGGCGAGCUUUUCUAUGGCAACGGGGGGGAUGGCGGUGCCGCGCUGGGUGCUGCGGUGCUGCUCCUGCCUCCGCUUCCAAGUGCAGCAGGCCAAGCGGAGCGGGAAGUGGAGCUGCAGCGUGUGCGGGCAGCGGCAGACGGUGCAGAAGGUUUACGGCCAAGGGUCUGGCUUGGACUGCAGGCGUCAUGUCCAGAAGCUAAACUUGCUGCAGGGUGAGGCGGAGGAAGCAAUCGGUUGGACAUUUCGGUACAUAGAAGAAUCCAUAAAUGACAGCAAAAAUACAGGAGCCCAACAUGAAGACAGUUUGGUCCAGCAGGAGGGAAGGGCAGAAGUCAGUCGCUGGAGUAAAUAUCUGGACAAGGAGAGUGAAAAUCAGGAAGAUGGGGAGGAGGCGGCGGGUACAGAAAGGCACCGGUUCUGUUCCCAGAGGAAGAACACUGUGGAGGAACAAAGGAGACUACAGAAGAGCUUCCUCUCCAGUGAUGUUCAGGAGUACACAGAGGAGCAUGGAGUUUUCCAGCUUUCCUACCAAGUCAAAAAGCGCAAGAAAUGUUUAGUAGCAAUGCCUGAUCAAGAUGAUGGAGAUGCUCUUUCUGGAGACAGUAUGGUUCCUGCUGUCUGUGAGUCCAUAGUGCCUGGGGACACUACACAAACCCCAGCUCUUUGUACCAAACCAUCAAAGUGGGAAAAAUUCCUCUCGUGUUCUGACAGCUACAGCAGAAGUGCUGCCAGGGUCACUUUGUUGCCACAGGAGGGCGGUGGAACGUUAGGGCUGCCCAGCACCACUGCAGCGGGUGCUGGUGUGGACAGUAUAUGCUCAGAACAGGCUGGACGAACUCUGCCUCCAGGUACAGGUUUUGAAUUUAAAAAGCAUGUUGCUAGCACUGAGCAAGUUGCCCUGAAACUGCCUGGCACCCCUCUGCCCAGCAGCAGUUGCUCAGUUGUGGAAGAGGUACUCAAAGAACCUCUGGGCCAGUUGCUAAGGGUGGGAUCUGGGGUUUCAGAAACCACUGCAGGCAGGCGCUGCUUGGACAGCCCUAGGAGAGCAGACAACCUUGCUGACUACACCACCAGGCCAAAGCCUAGCAAUGUUUCUCGGGAACGCCUCUUCUGCACAGGUGAUGAAUUUGAUGAUGAUAUCUGAGGAGUGGAGGCAUCUUUGGCAUAGCUUUCUUGUUUGUCCCUACAAUAUAUUUGUUGAGUAUUUUGACCUGAAAAUGGCCUUGUAGAACUGCACUUAUUAAAGUUGUUUACUUGCUUUACGGCUGCGGUUGUGGGAAGGAGAUGAGAGCAGAAGAGACUUGCAGCAGGCAAGUACUAGAGUUACAGAGCGUUGUCCAGCAACCUCAUCAGCCAGAAAUAAGAAUGGAAGUAGGUCAGCUUGCGGGGAGAAACAUCUAAGGCUCUUAAGGAUUCCUGGCCAGUAGUACAGUUAAACUCUUGAUUAAUUCCCCAUUACAAACUACCCCUCUUUUCCCCUGUGCUGCCUCUUUGUUUAGAUCUCCCGUAGCAACCCUUCCUUCCAGAGCUGCAGAGCCGACUUCAGAGCCAGCAAA